Aspergillus costaricaensis CBS 115574 is the source of this 712-nucleotide messenger RNA. Its product is annotated as kinetochore Spc24 family protein. The coding region runs from base 46 to 648 and encodes 200 amino acids. The transcript is spliced from 3 exons. The record is from RefSeq and is a predicted model, not a curated record. Lineage: Eukaryota; Fungi; Ascomycota; Eurotiomycetes; Eurotiales; Aspergillaceae.
GAUAUCUAACAAUACAACGUAUAUAGCCCUGAUUCUACUGUCAUCAUGCUCCUCGACGAGAAUCCCGCUGGUCUCAUCAACCACACCAUCGGCAACUUCAACAUCCACCCUGAUAAACAGGCCGUCACCCGCAUCAAUGACUCGCUCGCCGCGCUACAGCAAUCGCGUGAGUUGCGCACGCGCGAAGCCGAAUCAGCUUUGCGCAAGCUCUCCCGGCACCUGUCCGCCCUGACGGCCCAACAUGAGGAGGCCGUGACGGCGCAUGACUCCGGCAAGCACGCCGCGGAGAUGGUCGAGCUGGACACGAAGAAAUUCCGAAUCGCCAAGUCAGCUACCGAGCUGGAGAUUGAGAGUGAGCGGCUAGAGGGCGAGCUGGAGAUGUUGAAGGAGCGACUGGCCGAUCUGGAGGCGCAGGGGUUGGAAGGCGAUGAACCGACGCGCCGGGAGCGUGAGAUGGAUGAUGCGACGCUGCUGCGUUUGAAAAUCUACCGGUCCCUAGGAGUGGAUAUCGAGGCCGACGACGCGGGCAACUUCACCAAGGCGGUGAUCCGCAAUAGUCGCAAGGGCGAUGUGCAUGUGGUGAACAUUGACCCGAAGUUCUCACGGUUCUUCUACUCGAACUACUUUUGGUCAACGAUGCAGGGAUAGAUGCGUUGGGUGAGGAUGGAAAGUUUGGACGGCGUUUACGGAUAUACCCUGGCUUGAUAUGACA